Messenger RNA from Carcharodon carcharias (great white shark), 1758 nucleotides. Its product is annotated as transmembrane protein 151B. The coding region runs from base 1 to 1758 and encodes 585 amino acids. The record is from RefSeq and is a predicted model, not a curated record. NCBI's taxonomy places the organism in Eukaryota, Metazoa, Chordata, Chondrichthyes, Lamniformes, Lamnidae. The transcript is spliced from 4 exons.
AUGGGAGCAGUUGGCUCGCAGGAGGACAGCCAAAGGAAGUCGGUGCCCCUCCAAGCCUUGGCUGUCCAGAAGAUGGGCGCCAAAGUUAUCCAAGGAAUUGCGACCCGCCAUGCCCAGCAGUAUCAGAAGAUCCUGUCAUCAUUUCACACGGGCAUGAAACUGAUUUUUGGACCUCCCGCCGAAUUCUCCCCCCACCACCCGCCAUUGAACCCGCCGUCGGGGGCACAGGGCUCAGAGACUUUACCACAUAAUGGGUGUGAGGGGCCCUUUGAUUACUUUGACAAGCUAAUGAAUUACUUAUUGUCCACAGUCUAUCAAGAAAUGGCACUAGGAUAUGGGAAGCAGCAGAGACCAGCGAAACAGUCACUGAGUACCUCAGUUUGCCGGGAGUCGCACUGGAAGUGCCUGAUCCUCUCUCUUCUGAUGUAUGGAUGCCUGGGGGCUGUGGCCUGGUGCCAGUUAACCCGAGUCACCAAACUCAGCUUUGACAGCUCCCUAAAGGGCAAGUCCAUGAUCUACCAUGAUAGUCCCUGCUCCAACGGGUACGUUUACAUCCCGCUGGCCUUCCUGGCGAUGCUCUACAUGGUCUACCUGGUGGAAUGCUGGCACUGCCAUGCUCGGAGUGAGCUCCAGUACAAAGCAGACAUCGACAGCGUCUACGAGCGCAUAGGCCGCAUGCAGCAGGCCACGCCCUGCAUCUGGUGGAAGGCCAUCAGUUACCACUUUGUGCGGCGCACGCGCCAGGUGACCCGCUACCGCAACGGCGAUGCCUACACCACCACGCAGGUGUACCAUGAGCGGGUCAACACGCACGUGGCCGAGGCAGAGUUUGAGUAUGUCCGGUGCGGCGUGCGGGAUGUGUCGAAGGAGCUGCUGGGUCUGGAGUGCUACCCGGCCACCAGGCUGCGUUUCACCAAGUGUUUCAGUUUUGCCAACACCGAGUCGGAGAACUGUUACUUGAACCAGCGGGCACACUUUUUCAGCGAGAUCGAGGGCCUGGAUGACUAUAUGGAGGCCCGGGAAGGGAUGCAGCUCAAGAAUGUGGACUUCAAGGAUUACAUGAUGGUCUAUGUCAACCCUGACCGCCUCCCAUGGUACAUCUCGCACUACGCCUUCUGGGUGGCAGGCCUGCUCAUGCUAUCUUGGCCUCUCAGGGUCCUAGUGGAAUAUCGGACUGCCAACGUCCACUAUCACGUGGAGAAACUCUUUGGGCUGGAGUACGUGGGGGUGACCCCAACUGAGGAGACUGGCCAGUGCUCCCCAGUGGCCCGAGUCGGCACCGUGGACAGCACUGAGCUCGAGUGGCACAUCCGCACCAACCGGCAGCUCAUCCCCAGCUACUCGGAGGCCGUAUUGAUGGACCUAGCCUCCUUGUCCAUCUGCAAUGGCUACUCAGCUUGCGGCAUUGUCCGCACGGACUGCGACGGGAGGUCCAGCAGCUCCUCCAUCUUCUCCCGCAAUGUGUGCCGCAGCCACUCGCGCUUCUCCCUCGACACCAGCCGCUUCUCGCUCUGCCGCAUGCAUGGCUCCCGCCGGACCGGCCUGUGGCACAGCCGCAGCAGCAACAUCAAUGAGCGCUGCCGUGACGAUCAGUGCCGCUCCUACUCCAGCCAGCUGGCGGUCAGCGAGAACCCACCCAACUACCACGACGCCCGCUUUUUCCCGGUGCUGAUUGUCCACCGGCCCUGUCAGGGCCGUGAAGGGGAGGGGCGCAGGUAUUACAUCCGAAGAAACUCCUGCCUUGAAACAUCUUUGUGA